This is a messenger RNA of Magnolia sinica, 2485 nucleotides long. RefSeq names its product cation/H(+) antiporter 28. The coding region runs from base 35 to 2485 and encodes 816 amino acids. Gene Ontology annotation, cellular component: membrane; endomembrane system. Gene Ontology annotation, molecular function: antiporter activity. NCBI's taxonomy places the organism in Eukaryota, Viridiplantae, Streptophyta, Magnoliopsida, Magnoliales, Magnoliaceae. The record is from RefSeq and is a predicted model, not a curated record. Gene Ontology annotation, biological process: regulation of pH; proton transmembrane transport. The transcript has 4 exons.
GGAAGAAGAAGAAGAAGAAAGGAAAUAAGAUAGAAUGGAAAAAAUUAGUGGAAACGAGACGGGUAACUCAACAUGUACUCCCGACAAAACCACGCCACUGCUAGUGUCCGACUUCGCUUUGAUCCUCGUCGGCGGCAGAAUCUUAAGCGCUAUCUUCAGGUUUUUAGGCCAGCCCAGUAUCAUCGCUGAAUCCAUUGUUGGAGUAGGCAUGGGGUAUUACGAAGUUAGGAAAGAUAGGAUAUUUAAACAUUCUGAUAGAGAAAGCGUAAUAGGAAAAUUGGGACGGCUGCUUCGGACGUCGGGCGAAGCGGGAAUGAUGGCCUAUAUGCUGUCGGUAGGCAUUGAGAUGGACCCAGUGUCCAUCUUCAGGUGGCCCAACCGUGCGGCUAUUAUCGCUUACGCUGGUAUCCUCUCCAACUUGAUUGUGACUGUGACCAUGAGAAGUAUCAUAGAUAAAAGCGAUUCGAAACUAUUAAAAGAGGGGAAUCGAUUCGACAAGAAUAUCGUAAACAUAGUGAUGGGAACAAACACUGCCUCUCCGAUACUGACUCGCCUUAUAACGGAGCUUAAGAUCGGAAAGACUGAGGUGGGUAGGAUCGUUGUGAGUGCGGGUAUCAUGAAUGACAUGGUAACGAUGCUGCUUAUGGUGAUCUUGUCCGUAUUCGAUCCUUUAAUGAGAGUCCAAGAAGAUCCAAGUAUAACUAAUCCGGAGUUUAUUUACGCUACACCCAUAUACAUGACCCUGUUGUUGGUAGCAGAAGCAGUAUUUAUAAUAAAGGUCAUACCAAAGCUAACGAAAUGGGUAAAUAAAAAGAACCCAGAAGGACGGCCAAUGAAGCCUUCACACAUUUUUCUUGUGUUCCUGAUCGUCUUCGUCUUAAGUGUCAUGCCCGUCACUGUAGGCUACAAUGCUGUUAUGAGCGCUUUCCUUGUUGGACUCAUCUUCCCUAGAGAAGGAAGACUUUCGAGACAAAUGGUGCAUAAGAUAAACAUCAUCCUCAGUUUGCUGGUUUCCCCACUUUUCUUCUGUUGGAUUGGAUUGGAAACAGCUUCGUCAUUAUUCAAGAUAUGGGAUGCUCGUGUCAAUUUUGGCAAGGUUUUUCUUCAGUUUCUUUAUGUGGCAGCCAUUGGGACAAUCGGGAAAGUCUCAGGAACUGUCAUUGCUGCUAACUUGUUCAACUUCCAAUUGCCGGAGGCCAUAGCUAUUGGAUUGCUCCUCAACAUCAAGGGUCAUUUACACAUUUACGCUGCCGCUGUUGGGAAGAAGGAGGGGAACCUAAGCCUUUCCGCCUUCCCGGUGAGAUACUUCUCCAUCUUAUUCACGGUCACCUACAUACCUCUAGUUGUGAAGAACAUCAUCCACCGGGCGAGGAAGAAGGCUGCGAACCAGGUAAUGACGCUGCAGUUGCAUGAUUCAAUGACGGAGCUCCGGAUCAUGGUUUGCCUCCAUGGGAUCCACAACAUCCCUGCGGCUAUCAACAUCAUUGAGGCUUCCCGAGGAGGAGAGCCUGAGUUGUCGCCUCUCAUGAUAUACGCCAUGGACUUGGUACAGCUCACCCACCGUACUGCAGCCACCCUCACACAUGGGGAAGGCUUAGACGCGGUGGCCGUGACGGACGAGUCGGUUGUCAAGAUGAGGGAGGAUAUCACGAACGCUAUCGAAGCUUAUGUGCAGCAAGGUGGUGAGGGGCUGACUGUGCGACGACUCCUCGCCGUGUCGCUGUUCGAGAACAUGCACGAAGACGUGUGCAACGCGGCUGCAGAUGCACUUGCCAUGCUCAUCAUAUUGCCCUUUCACAAAAAACAGAGGAUUGAUGGAUCUUUGGAGGCAACACACCAUAAGUUCAGGCAUGUCAACAAAAGGGUGCUUCGACGUGCCCCAUGCUCGGUGGGGAUACUUGUAGACCGGGGUCUUGGUGGGAACAACCAUUUAUCAGCAGCUUCCGCAACGCACCAAGUAGCUGUCAUAUUCAUUGGUGGAUGCGACGACCGCGAAGCCCUGGCCUAUGCGAGCCGGUUGGCAGACCACCCUGGGGUGAAGCUCACGGUCAUCAGGUUCCUGACUGAAGCAGGGGCGGAAAGCUCGACCGUUGGGACUAGUGGUCGAAUCCUGACUGACAUUCAAGAACUAGAGAAGGAGAUGAGUAUUGACGAUGAGUGCUUUGCCAACUUCUAUGAGAGAAAUGUGGCUGAUGGGCGAGCGGGGUAUGUAGAGAAGUAUGUGGUUAACGGUGCGGAGACGGUAGCUACCCUACGAGCAUUGGAGGGGCUCUACUCCCUCUUCAUUGUGGGACGUGGUGGGAAGGAUGGGUCCGCAUUAACGGCUGGGAUGGGCGAAUGGGUAGAAUGUCCAGAGCUAGGACCUGUUGGUGACACUCUCGCUGCAUCUGAUUUUUCGGUUACAGCUUCUGUCUUGAUAAUCAAACAACAUAAUCCAACAAAAGAAGAGGAAGACGAAUUGGAUGACGAGUUCUCAGUAACAUGA